Messenger RNA from Alligator mississippiensis (American alligator), 1116 nucleotides. It is a transcript of the gene ATP5F1C, whose product is annotated as ATP synthase F1 subunit gamma. Lineage: Eukaryota; Metazoa; Chordata; Crocodylia; Alligatoridae. The coding region runs from base 64 to 948 and encodes 294 amino acids. The record is from RefSeq and is a predicted model, not a curated record. Gene Ontology annotation, biological process: proton motive force-driven ATP synthesis. Gene Ontology annotation, molecular function: proton-transporting ATP synthase activity, rotational mechanism. The transcript is spliced from 10 exons.
UGCGCGGGGCGGGGACUGACCUUCAGCCGGGCGGCCGCCGCAGGAGCCCGCAGCAGCGUCGCCAUGUUCGCCCGGGGGGCUGCGGUGCUGCUCUACCGGCCGCAAUGGGGCCAAGUCAGGAAUAUGGCAACUCUAAAGGACAUUACCAGACGUUUGAAGUCCAUCAGGAACAUUCAGAAAAUUACAAAGUCCAUGAAGAUGGUUGCUGCAGCAAAAUAUGCAAGAGCUGAGAGAGAGCUGAAGCCUGCUAGAGUGUAUGGAGUAGGAGCCCUGGCUCUCUACGAAAAAGCAGAAAUUAAGGUGCCUGAAGACAAGAAGAAGCACCUUAUUGUUGGUGUGUCAUCUGAUCGUGGUCUCUGUGGCGCUAUCCACACCUCUGUUGCUAAAACCAUAAAAAGUGAGAUUACUGCCCUUUCAAACAAAGGGAAAGAGGUCAUGGUGGUUGGAGUGGGUGACAAGCUAAGAGGCUUGCUUCAAAGGACACACGGUGAGCACUUCUUAGUGACAUUCAAGGAAGUGGGGAGGAAGCCUCCCAGCUUUGGAGAUGCUUCAGUGAUUGCUUUAGAGUUGCUAAACUCUGGGUAUGAAUUUGAUGAAGGAUCCAUUAUCUACAAUCGGUUCCGGUCUGUCAUCUCCUACAGGACGGAUGAAAAACCUUUUUUUUCUCUUGAUACAGUUGCUGGUUCCGAAAACAUUAGCAUCUAUGAUGAUAUUGAUGCUGAUGUGCUAAGAAACUACCAGGAGUAUGCAUUAACAAACAUCCUUUUCUACUCCCUGAAAGAAUCCACCACCAGUGAGCAGAGUGCCAGAAUGACUGCUAUGGACAGUGCUAGCAAAAAUGCUUCUGAGAUGAUUGACAAAUUGACCUUGACAUUCAACCGUACACGUCAAGCUGUCAUCACCAAGGAGCUUAUUGAGAUCAUAUCUGGUGCUGCUGCUCUGGCGUAAUCGGAAAGAGGCUCAGACAAAUCAAGAGAUAAAGAAGAGAGGAACACCUCUAGGUGGCUGGUUUAUAGCUGUAUCAACAAGUUUGGUCCAUCAUUCUGUGAAGAAUUUGUGGUAAAGUUCCAAAAUAUUUGUAAAUUGUCUUACAAUAAACAUCCUACAUGAAACAAA